Ziziphus jujuba (common jujube) is the source of this 688-nucleotide messenger RNA. RefSeq lists its product as uncharacterized. The coding region runs from base 158 to 544 and encodes 128 amino acids. The record is from RefSeq and is a predicted model, not a curated record. Gene Ontology annotation, molecular function: DNA binding. The transcript has 7 exons. Gene Ontology annotation, cellular component: cytosol; nucleus. Lineage: Eukaryota; Viridiplantae; Streptophyta; Magnoliopsida; Rosales; Rhamnaceae.
CCUUAAAAAGGAAAAAGAGAAAGAAAACAACUUGGUUAUACAGUCGCGUCUCUCAAACGCAAGGGUCGUUGCUGGUGAGGAGCCAAAGCCUGUUAGCUGCUGCUGUCAAGAAGGCGCUGUUGGAGAAGUAGAUCGUCCUUCCACACUCUUUUUAUCAAUGGCUGAUCCCGAAUUGGAAGCAAUCAGACAAAGAAGAAUGCAAGAGCUUAUGGCUCAGCAUGGCAUGGGAAAUCAGCAAAACUCAGAACAGCAGAAGGCACAGGAUGAUGCCAAGAGAGAGGCAGAGGAACAACGGCAGAUGAUGCUUAGUCAAAUUUUAUCUACUGAAGCACGAGAAAGACUUGCUCGAAUUGCUUUGGUGAAACCUGAGAAGGCAAGGAGUGUUGAAGAUGUUGUACUGAGAGCUGCUCAAAUGGGCCAGAUAGCUGAGAAGGUUUCUGAAGAAAGGCUCAUAUCAUUGUUGGAACAGAUCAACAACCAAACAACUAAACAGACCAAAGUCACAAUUCAGAGGCGACGGAGUGUUCUUGAGGAUGAUGACUAAACUCUUGUUUGGAAAUAUGUUACCAUAUGUCACAGUACUUGUUGAUUGUAAAAUUGCAUAUGAAUAACUUGCGUGCUGGGUUGUUUUACUUAUGACUGUAUUUGUGCUUCUUUUGUGUUAUUGUGAUGCUAUCCUGUUCUUCUA